Leptonychotes weddellii (Weddell seal) is the source of this 1689-nucleotide messenger RNA. The record is from RefSeq and is a predicted model, not a curated record. Lineage: Eukaryota; Metazoa; Chordata; Mammalia; Carnivora; Phocidae.
AUGAGCUUUACGGUCCGGCAAGCUUUUGCUUGCUUCUUUUCAAGUAACCCUCCCGUGAACAUUCCUCGUCCUCCGCCCGCAGGUGCCGCCAGCGUGGCCAGGGCCUGGAGCUCCGCCUUCGACGACUUGACUGGGAACCAGGUCUCUCGGCUCCUGAAGGGAGGUUUCUCUCUGCGCGUCCCCCUCGUGCUGGCCACACACCUGGACUUCUUCGCGCUGGGCCUGGUGUUGCUGCUCACUGGACUCCUGGUCCUGGGAGCUAGUGAGUCGGCCCUGGUUACCAAGGUGUUCACGGGCGUGAACCUUUUGGUUCUUAGCUUCGUCAUCCUCUCUGGCUUCAUGAAGGGAGAUCUGCACCCCUCGCAGCUCACUGAACAGGACUACAAACUGGCCAUCUCUGCAUCCAAUGACACUUCUAGAUUAGUCGCCCCCGUGUCCUUCCUUGUUCCUUCUCACCACAGCUUGGGCCCUCUGGGCUCUGGAGGGUUUAUGCCUUUUGGCUUUGAGGGGAUUCUCCAUGGAGCCGCGAUGUGUUUCUACGCAUUCAUUGAUUUUGAUUGCAUACCUACAUCCACCCAUCCUGCAGGGGAAGAAGCCCGUAAUCCUCAGCGUUCCAUCCCCUUAAGCAUCAUAAUCUCACUCUUCAUCUUUUUUGGUGUCUCGGCUGCACUUACCCUCAUGAUGCCCUACUACCAGAUUCAUCCCAGCAGCCCCUUGCCACAGGCGUUUCUCCAUGUGGGAUGGGUCCCUGCCAGAUACACCGUGGCUACUGGAACCCUCUGUGCUCUUUCAUCCAGCCUCCUGGGUACCAUGUUCCCCAUGCCUUGAGUGAUCUACGCAAUGGCAGAUGAUGGGCUCCUUUUCCGGGGACUUGCCUGGAUUCAUCCCCGCACACACACCCCCAUCGUGGCCACCAUAGUGUCUGGAACUUUUGCAGCAUUCAUGGCAUUCCUCUUCGAGCUCAGUGAUCUUGUGGACCUCAUGUCAAUUGGGACCCUACUUGCUUACUCCCUGGUGGUCUUUCCCGUUCUUGUUCUCAGGUACCAGCCAGAUGAGAAUUUAAGCAAGAACGAGAGAACAGAGGUGGAAAUAAGUGAGAUAAAGCCUGCAGCUCAAGCAGGUUCUUCACAGUCUGUACCUGAAGCGGGAACCGCACAGGAUCUGCCGAGUCUGCAUAACCCGGUCAACACCACCUCGACUCUGAAAUCCGGGCGCAUUGUCCAUACAUGUACCUUAGUGCUUGCUCUCCUGCUGACGAUCCUGUGCCUGAUACUGGCCCAGUGGCCCAGCCAUCUGCUGUCCGGAGACCCGGUGUAUACCACAGGGGCCGUGUUGCUCCUGAUGCUCAUUAUUGGGCUCACUUUCAUCAUCUGGAGACAGCCCCAGAACCCCACUCCCCUUCACUUCAAGGUUCCUGCUUUGCCUGUGCUCCCACUGCUGAGCAUCUUUGUGAAUGUUUACUUGAUGAUGCAGAUGACUGCUGGGUCCUGGGCCCGAUUUGGCAUUUGGAUGGUGAUUGGAUUUGCCAUAUACUUUGGAUAUGGGAUCCGACACAGCUUGGAGAAGGACAGUGAUCAACAGCCACCAGUCUCCAGCUCCCACACUCUUGACAAAAACAUCCCGAGUGCUGAAUUAGCUUAACCACAGGAAAUAGAUGCUCUGUGGAAUCCCUCCAUACACUGGAGGUGU